CAAGACUCCCAGACCCCAAAGUGCUCCACACGCCAGCCGAGAACCCAACAAAACCACGAAAUCCAGGCCACUUUCCCCACAAAACGCCCGUGCCGUGCCGGGAGGCCCCGCAACCCCAACCCACCCGCUCGCCUCGGCGUUGCCGCGCACACCACCACCACCUCGGCAUCGUACGUGCGCAUGCACCGGCUCCACCUCCACCGUGCUAUGCUAGAGCUAGGCUGCUAGCGCUAGGCGCGCAUCGUCUAUCGUCUCGAUGGGGGCGGCGGACGGCCGCGGUGAGGCGGCGGCGAUGCGGGCCGCGGUGAGGCGGCUUAGCUUCGGCGCGGCGGAGGAGCAGCGGGAGGCCGCGGCGGAGGUCGCGGCGCUGGCGCGGUCGGACGAGCGGAGGAAGCGGCUGCUGCCCGAGCUCGGGGUCGUGCCGCCGCUCGUGGCCAUGCUGGCCGGCGCGCGGCUGGCCGCGGCGGCGGCGCUGCUGGAGCUCGCCAGAGGCACGCACAGAAAUAAGGUGCACAUCGUAAAGGCCGGCCUGCUCAAGAAGCUGCCGCAGCUCAUGGACGACAAGGACCUGGCAAGAAGCCAGCAGCUCGCGCUGCUGGUCCUCUCGAUCUCGUCGUUGGCCAACACCGACUUCCCCCUCUCCGCCUCCGAGCUCCUCCCGUUCCUCGUCGCCACCCUCAGCGCCGACGACGUCCCGGCCGACACGAAGCUGCCGUGCCUGGCCGCCCUCCGCAACCUCUCUACGAAGCUCGAGCACGUCCGGGACGUGGUCUCCAGCGGCGCGGUGCACGCGCUCCUGUCGCUCGUCCUGGACAAGACGGCGUCGGAGGCUGCGCUGUCCAUCCUCGGGGAGCUGGCGGCGACGAGCGCGGCGGGGAAGAAGGCGAUGGAGGAGGACGAGGCGGCGCCCAGGGCGCUCCUGGAGGCGAUGACGUGGCACGGGAGCGCGCGGUGCCAGGAGCACGCGACGUACCUGGUCAUGGUGCUCACGCACGGCAGCCGGGCGCUGCGGCGGCAGAUGCGCCAGCUCGGCGUCGUGCAGGCGCUCCUGGAGGUCUCGCUGCUCGGGAGCCCGCUCGCGCAGAGGAGGGCGGCCAAGGUCCUGCAGUGGUUCAAGGAGGAAGGGCAGAGCAGGAUCAGGGCGCAUUCGGGGCCGCGCAUGGAGGGCGCGUCGUGCCACGACGGCGGCGGCGGCCAGGACGCGAAGGAUUGCCGGGACACCGUGGACAAGAUAGUGAAGCAGAGCCUCGAUAGGAACAUGAAGUCUAUACUGAGGAGGGCCACGGCGUCCGUGGACCUGACAAAUGUUAAGCUGCUCGUUGCGAGCUCUAGCUCCAAGAGCUUGCCUUGUUGAACCCGAUUCACCAGUGCCCAGUUUUCCCUUUUAUUUUGGGCAAUUUCUUUUGAGUGAAAUAAUCAAAUCUAGGAAGAAUUUGAACAGAA
Messenger RNA from Panicum hallii, 1443 nucleotides. RefSeq lists its product as uncharacterized. The transcript has 2 exons. Bases 257 to 1354 code for a protein of 365 amino acids. NCBI's taxonomy places the organism in Eukaryota, Viridiplantae, Streptophyta, Magnoliopsida, Poales, Poaceae. Gene Ontology annotation, molecular function: protein binding. The record is from RefSeq and is a predicted model, not a curated record.